Molecule: messenger RNA, 1527 nt
Organism: Closterium sp. NIES-65
Lineage: Eukaryota; Viridiplantae; Streptophyta; Zygnematophyceae; Desmidiales; Closteriaceae
Source: the annotation of a GenBank genome assembly
AUGGUGGAGAACACCUGCGUGAAGCUGACGGCACGCUACGUGGAGUACGGUGUUAACUUCGCAGAGGACAGCGACCGUCUUGCUGCUUUCCUGGAAGAACGCACGCAUCCCUCCCGCCGAGAAGUCACAGUGGAGGGGAUGGACAGCGAAGGCAAUGCCGUCACUCACACCUUCGAGUUGCACGAGCUGGAAAUCCCAGGCGUGGAGUCACCACCGGAUCUGGAAUCGUGUGUGCGGCUUGCCACCAAGUUUGCGAAGGAAGUGGUUAGCCGCCUCAAGUUCCGGUUUAAGAGCUUGGCGACCAUGGUUGGUUCCAAGCUCUUUCUGCCCGACGCCUAUCCACACAGUGCUGCAAAGCGUGAUUGCAUCACUGGGGAGUGGUUCCACUCCCUUCGCACGCUCUUCAACGGCGAUAACUGUGCUUUGCCUGCGCACUCUCACGCGCUCCCUCACGCGCACUCUCUCGCGCAUUCUCUCUCUCACGCACUCUCUCGCGCUCUCUCUUCCGCGCUCUCUCACGCGCUCUCUCGCUCGCACUCUCACUCGCCCUCUCACGCACUCUCUCACGCACACUCUCACGCGCACUCUCACGCGCUCUCUCACAUGCUCUCUCACACAAUCUCUCAUGCGCUCUCUCACGGGCUCUCACGCAUUCCGUCGCACUCCCUCUCGCGCACUCUCUUGCGCAUUCUCUCUCUCACGCGCUCUCUCAUACACACUCUCUCGCACACUCUCACGCGCUCUCUCACGCGCUCUUUGAUGCAAUCUUUCACGCGCUCCUUCACGCGCUCUCUCACGCACUCUCUCACGCGCUCUCUGACACGCGCUCUCUCACGUGCUCUCUCACGCACUCUCUCACGCACUCUCUCACGCGCUGUCUCACGCGCUCUCUCACGGGCUCUCACGCACUCCCUCACGUGCCCUCUCUCGCGCACUCUCUUGCGCAUUCCCUCUGUCACGCGCUCUUUCUCGCGCACCCCCACGCGCUCUCUCACGCGCACUCCCACGCGCUCUCUUACGCGCUCUCUGACGCACUCCCUCACGCGCUCUCUCACGCGCUCUCUCACGCGCUCUCUCACGCGCACUCUCACGCGAUCCCUCACGCGCUCUCUCACGCGCUCUCUCACGCGCUCUCUCACGCACUCUCUCACGCGAUCCCUCACGCGCUCUCUCACGCACUCUCUCACGCGCUCCCUCACGCGCUCUCUCACGUGCACUCUCACGUGCUCUCUGACGCGAUCUCUCACGCGCUCGCGCUCUCUCACUCGCACUCUCACGAGCACUCUCACGCGCACUCUCACGCGCACUCUCACACGCACUCUCACACACACUCUCACGCGCUCUCACACGCUCCCUCACGCGCACUCUCACGCUCUCUCACGCGCUAUCUCCAGCGCUAUCUCACGCACUCUCUCACGCGCUCUCUUACGUGCUCCAUCACGCACUCUCUCACGCGCUCUCGCACGCGCUCUCGCAUGCGCACUCUCACGCGCUCCCGUGCACACGCUCCCCCUCGCACUCCUCUAG